Guillardia theta CCMP2712 is the source of this 726-nucleotide messenger RNA. RefSeq lists its product as hypothetical. Lineage: Eukaryota; Cryptophyceae; Pyrenomonadales; Geminigeraceae. The annotation marks the transcript as partial. The record is from RefSeq and is a predicted model, not a curated record. The transcript has 4 exons.
AGACCGAAUAUCAGUAUGUAUAGACGCGAAUCAUGAAGCUGCACAACGCUCAAACUCUCAUGAUCUUGAAAUCUGUAUCUAUGACUGACAAUUCCAUUCAUUCUCUUGCGUAUUGUACCUUUUGUAUUUCUUUCUUAUGAUUUUGUUAAGAUUGUCUGCUAAAUGUGAAUUUACAACAUCGGAUCGGUUUACAUUGUUGAUAGCUUUGUUUGCACGUUUAUGACGCGAAGGUGGUUCGUGAUGAGCUACGUCCGCAAAUGUAUAAUUUGGAAGGGGCCUCGUAUCACCAUCUGAAACGAAGGUUGACGCGAGGUCUGAAUAAAACACCUGUCCGUGUUCAAACUCGGCGGCUCUGUCACAGAAAGUCUACUCAACGCAUCAAACUGCAAUGGUAAACAAUUUUUUAAUUGUUCAUCAUCUGCAUUGACAAUUUUCUUCUGCGGUGACCUGUUUCAAGAACACGAUCUUGAAGCGUGUAAGUGGAGUAUUAUCUCCAUGUUUUCUGUGAUAGAAGCUUUCUUUCAGGUACGAACUGAGUUCCAUUUGCGUAAAUUUGGGUCCAUGAGUGGAGCAAUGAAUAUUCGAGCUGUUCAUGUUGAGUUUCCUAUAGGAAAUGCCUUGGCAAACCUCAGUUCCAAUGAAACCAUCAUAUUCUCACCUCAAGGUGAAUUAUCCAUGUGUAAACAAAGGCUUCCAAGUACCAAAUUCAUUGACGGUUGAAGUGUG